AUGUCAAUCCGAAAUGUGUUAUUUCUCCUAGUAGCUAUAUGCAUUACAGCUUCUGGAAAUGCUCAACUACCGCAAUUUCCACUUCCGUUUCCGAUCCCACCCAGUACCGGCUUGCCACAAAGGCCCGACUUUACAAAAUGUUUGUCUACAUUGAUGAAUAUUCCCGGAUGUGUUGGAGAGAUCUCUCAAUCCACAAUGACCCAUAAUUUUGGUAACAUUGGUCCUGCAUGUUGUAAAGCUUUUUUAGAAGCGGAAGCUAACUGCACACCAAAUCUUCCUUUCAAUCCGUUUUUCAUUCCACUGUUAAAGGAACAUUGCUCCAGAGUUGCUAGUUCUCCAACCACACAGUAG
This is a messenger RNA of Eruca vesicaria subsp. sativa (arugula), 351 nucleotides long. Lineage: Eukaryota; Viridiplantae; Streptophyta; Magnoliopsida; Brassicales; Brassicaceae. The record is from the annotation of a GenBank genome assembly.